This is a messenger RNA of Cladocopium goreaui, 3072 nucleotides long. The record is from the annotation of a GenBank genome assembly. Lineage: Eukaryota; Dinophyceae; Suessiales; Symbiodiniaceae.
AUGCAGCGAAGGUGGAUCAAAGGCGUAUGGCUAGGUAAGCUGGACAGAGACGACAGCAAUGUGCUCGGCACGUCGUCUGGGGCAAUCGCCGUGAGAUCGGUGAGAAGACUGCCAAAGGAAUCACAGACCAGUCAAGAGUUGAUGAACGACAUGAAAGGAAUUCCUUGGCAACCCCGCGACGGGAUGAGGCACAAGAUCAACAGAGAGUUGUCACAGCCAGUGGCACUCCCAGCGCCAGCCGCAGCGGGCCCCACCGCGCUGGCAUCAGAACCCCCGGAGGAAGAACAUCCGACACUGGCAGAAGAUGGUCAAAACGUUGACCAGGAUGGGUUAGUCGUGCAAGCCGCAGCCCAGCUGGAAGACCUACUUGGCGACCAAGCCGAGGACUUCCCAGCGGGUAUCCCCGCGGACGACGACGACGCGCUAAGCUGCGUACCCACAACGCCAGCAAGAUCUGAAGCUGCAGAUCCUCCGCCGGCAGCAAGGCCGAGCGGGCAGCCUCCGCCCUUCCGAGGUGCGGGGUGGUCAUCGUCGCUUCAAAGCCUCCCGGACGAACCGAUGAGUCCGAGCGGACUUGGUCAAGGAGGGAAGCGAGUAAGGGAUGAUCAGGCAGCGCUUGCACCCGGACAAGCUGAAGCCAAGCAGUCCAGGCAAGCAGAUAUCUUGCAGCAUUUAACAAAUCACGAGAUCUGGUCCCACAUCCAAGAAUGGGCCAACUCCGAAGACAAGAGCAAUCCAAUAGCUUUGCAAAGGAUAGCCAAUGUGACGGAUUUCGUCGACCAAUUGCUCGACCCAGAGGAGGUCACCAAAGCGCGAAAAGUCCAACUUCAAAAGCUUUGGGAGCGAGGUGCCUUCACACCCGUGCACCGCCAAGAAAUCCCAAAAGGUUCACAAAUCUUCUCACACAAAUGGGUUGACAAGUGUUCCAAAGGAGCAUACAAGUCGCGUUUCACAUGCGCUGACGUCAAGGCUCGCUACACAGCAGCCGAGGAGGAGGGAUUGGACGUGUUCGUUCCAACUCCUACCCCAGAAGCGCACAAUCUUCUGGAGGUCUAUGCUCUGACAAAGGGUUACUACGCCCGAAGUCUGGACAUCGUCGCAGCCUUCUUGAUUGGAGCUGACCGAGGAGCCAGCGAAGGGAAGCAUGUCUACAUGCGUGCACCAGUUGAGUGGCACGACAUCUUCCUUGAGUGGCUAGAAACUCUCAGCCCCGAAUUGAAGGAUUGGUACAAGGAUUCGUUCAAAGAACUUUUCUUCGGGUUGGAUGGAAACCUAUACGGCAGAAGGACAGCCGGAUCCGUCUACAGAAAUGAGUUGGAGGAAAUCCUCUGCUCAAAGGUUGAUCCACGGCGGUAUUUUUUCUCUCGUGGUGAGAAGGAUCCAUGUGUCUUCCGUUGUGACAAGUCAGGGAUCAUCCUGAUUCACCACAUAGACGACAUCCGUAUGGCUGGACCAAAAGAGGCUGUCAACCACCUGGUUGAAGUCGAAAUGCCGAAACACUGUGAGGUCCAAGCAGGAGAGCUCGAAAGCGAAGGAACAGCUGUUGAGUACCUGGGUCGCACCAAGGUACGAACCAAAGAUGCUAUCAUCACGAUACCAGAUGAGAAGCACAUCAAAGCUGUCAUCGCUGCUGCGGGAAUCUCCGCCAGAGACCGCAGUGAGGUUCCUUCCAAACAACUGAACCUCUUAGAAACGGAGCCUCUUGGCGAGGCAGGUGCCAAGCUGUAUCGCUCGGCAGUAGGAUCAGCGAUCUACCUGUCGCUGGACAGGAGGGAGAUCCAGUACGCAGUGAAAGAAGCAUCACACACAACCUGUGAUCCCAACUGUAGCUCAGAGUGGCCAUGCGAAUUGUAUAGCGAUUCGGAUUGGGCCGGAUGCCUAGAAACACGGCGAAGCACCGACUGUUACCUAGCAGUUGUGUGUGAUGCAAUCGUCGCAUGUGGCACACAGACCCAACCGGGCCUACCAGCGACAAGUUCGCCGGACGCUGAGCUCAAGGGAGUUUCGAGGGCAGCUCGGGAAGCCAUCUUCCUCAAGGAGCUGAUCACCCGAGAUUUUGGCCAGCAGUGCGGUAAGCCCCGCCUAUGGACGGACGGUUCAUCGGCAAUGCAAGCUUCCAAGCGCAUUGGACCAGGCUCCAAGCUCAGACACCUAGAAGUCUGUGAGGUCUAUGUGCAAGGAGCUUUGCAGUCCGAGCAGAUAGCUUUGGGCAAGGUCAAGGGCACCGUGAAUUGUGCCAACUUCCUCACCAAGCAUCCAAAGAGUGGAACGGAAGUAAGGCAAACCAUGCCUGGUUUAGGCAUGUAUGAAGCGCGUGACGGAGAAGAUAUGCUCUCUUCGAGCAAGAAGAUCUCUGUCAAGGCUGUGGCAGGGCAGCCAACGUACUGCCUGUCCCCAUACGAAUGGUACGCAUUGCACUUCUUGGCCGCAAUCGGCACUUGUGUGCUGAUAUGGAAACUGGCACAACAGUUCAUCGCUUGUUGUGUGGACUGGUUAUGUCCAAUCGAGCCAGUAACGCAAGACACGGGCCAUGAGGUGCAAUUGCACAUCCAAGAUCAGCAGAUCACUUUACGAAUCAGGGUGACUGCCACCAGAAACAAUCAGCAGCUAACGCUGACUAAUCCAGCGCCAGCGGCAACCCCGCGGUCAGAGCCAGCGGCAAACCCGCGGACACCAGCGGAAGCCCCGCGGUCUCCUGAGGAACUUACUCCUCGAGGGAUCGAGAGGUGGCAUGAGGAACGUUGGGUCCAAGAAGCCGCAGAGGCCAGAAUGACCAUGCAGGAGUUGAUUGAAUGGCGCAACCAAGAAGAGUCUCUCCUACGAGGAGAGCAUCCCGACGGCAUGUCGGACCUCCAGGACUCUGAGUCAAGUGAGUCCGAGGCGGCACCAGCCAGCGCGGGCAGCACCGCGGAACAGCGGGCAGCUCCGCCUGAGCGGGCAGAUCCGCCGACCCGGGAACCGGAGAGCGAAGCCGAUGCAGCCAGCAUCGAGCGGAGCGACCCGUUCGCCCAUAUGUUUCCAGCAGAAUUCGAAGAAUGGAGACGGGCUGAAGACCGGUUCCUGGGGAUGUAG